Molecule: messenger RNA, 1998 nt
Organism: Didymodactylos carnosus
Lineage: Eukaryota; Metazoa; Rotifera; Eurotatoria; Philodinida; Philodinidae
Source: the annotation of a GenBank genome assembly
GUAAUCAAAAGCGAUACAGAUUCUGAAAGGAGACACUUCAGGCUAUCUUUCCAUGUGCUUAUCUCAAAACCGAUAUGUUGAUCGAAAAUCACCAUUUCUGAGGAUGGGCCCUUAAUAUAAAGGAAAGUUACACACUCUCAGAAUACGUAGGAAUAGAUGAUUUUGAGAAAUAUGCGAGAUAAGGUCGAUGGUACUAAGAAAGAGAGAUGGAACAUAUGACAUUCGGGUUCAACCAACGCUCAUAGCUCUAAUCACUGCACAUUGUGUCGUCACUGCUUAUUCUCGGCAACACAUUCUUUGAGAGACUGACACAUAAUGAAUCGAUAUUUUAAUCGUAUAUGGGUAGGGAAUUACAAUAUCAAUCGAAAGUCAAAAUAAAUCAUUAUUAUUGAGCUAAAGGGUGCAUCAGCUGGAGAUAUUGAUAAAACUAAAUGUGUUCCUAAUAGAUAUGAUGACUUCAUUUUCCUGUAGAUCGAUUCUUUUAAAUAGAAUGAUUUCGAUUUUUCGCUAAAUAGCUGCAUUCAGUAUGAUGACCCUACUAAAAGCGUAUACUUGAAAUGAAAUACUUGUGUGAAAUACUUCAUCUUAUAUAUUUCAGACGAUUGUUCUAUUAAUCCAGAAAGUAGUCUUCAGUAUAUUGAAGAUGAUAUUCGUUCAUGUACAAUGCAGCGCAGGAGAAAAGAAGAUACACUCGGUUUAAUUUUCAAGUAUCAUAAACACGAAAAAUUUCAUUACCUACUUUUGUCAAGUGGCUACCAGGAGACGCUAGCAUAUAGAGCUGGAAUAAAACCGUAUGAUCGUGUUAUUGAGUUUAAUGAAGUUAACAUUGAACGUGAAAGCUCUGGAGAAUACGAGAAAAGAUAUGAUCAAAUUCUUCUGAAGCCAAUAACAUUAUUGGUUUGUAAUCCAAGCACAUAUGCGUAUUACAGACAGCAGCGUCGAUCUAUCAAUACCGAUCUGCCAACUGUAAAAUUUAUGCAACUAGCGAAUGCAGCAGAUAGAAUGGAUAAUGAGACGCCUUCGCGUUCGGCUUCAUUGUAUCCAUCACCAAAACUUCAACAAGAAACUGUGGUGAGAGAUCAUUGUGUUAUACGUUGGAAUAAUACUAAUGAAUUAGCAGUAUUUCCCAUCAGUGCAAUUAACAGAAAUUCAUCAAGUGAAAUCAUUUUAUAUGAAACAUAUGAAAUUAACUUGGGUUAUGCAACCAGAAAAGGAAAAAUUAUAUCAUUAGGUACAGAUAAAGAAUGUGAACUCUUUCGAUCUAAUAUGGAACCUUAUGCAGUUCAUUCUGAGCACGUAGACAGAGAUCGUCGUGAUUCAUCUGGUGACUCAAGAUCAACGAUGGUAUCUGCGGUGAUAAAUAAUACCAGAUCAUCUAGAUCAGAUGAAAAUCAAGAUGAUUCACCAAAGAAAGAAAGUAUGUUGUGCGUUAUGACGUACUCUUUGCUCGAGUAAUUGUUGUUGCGCGAAUGCUGUUUGUUGCACAGCAAAGAGUGGUACGUUCUUUUCCAGAAAAAAUGUGGGGUAUGUGGUGAUCGAAGACCAUGACAGACCGUUCUAGAGGGGCAGGAAUGGUCUAACUACAUUAAAACACAUUGUGCCAACUGCAUUUGCAAGUUUGGAGUCAUAACGCGAAAAUUUAGGUCUAGUGUUAUAAUCAAGAGAAAAAUUUUAAAGCCCUUCAUCGGAAGUAAGCAAGCGAUGGAUGCUUCUCUAGUCAACAGACAGUAGAUCCCAGUUACAAAUGUUUUUCCAAAACGAGCAGCCAGUAAAUAUCUAAUGUUAGUUGAUCAUUUUCAGUCCGGUCUCACGACCGAUAUCCCGUUCGGGAUAUAGAGUAUAUCCCGAACGGGAUAUCGCACAAAAUUUAUAUCCUCAUCGGGAUAUUUUUGCAAAACAUUUUGGAAAAAAUCAUUACCGCAAAAAUCAUGAUGUUAUUGCACAAAAGUGAAUAUAGCAUAAGAAAGCGGAUGAAAAACUGAAUCGGAAUCAAAGGUG